Malaclemys terrapin pileata is the source of this 5464-nucleotide messenger RNA. Its product is annotated as C-type lectin domain family 2 member D-like. Lineage: Eukaryota; Metazoa; Chordata; Testudines; Emydidae. The transcript is spliced from 6 exons. The record is from RefSeq and is a predicted model, not a curated record. Bases 187 to 780 code for a protein of 197 amino acids.
GCUGAGAGCGGGUCCCGGUCAGGCAGCACCGGAGCGUCUCCUCUCCAGCCAGGUUGCGAGAGCCGCGCGCCAGAACAGCCAGGUUGGGAGCCAGGAAUCUCUCCAGCCCACCAGGACUGAAUCCGGUAGCGAGAAAGCGAGGAGUCCGGCGUGUGCCCACAUGUCCCGUCGAGACGGGAGAAAGGAAUGGAUCCCGCUGGGUCUGUGGCUUCUCCUGAUAUCCCUGGAAACCCCGAGAGCAGAGCGGAGCCAGGGAAUGUCUCUAGCUGCAAGCUCAGGAAACAUGCUGCAUGUACAGUCGCAGUGAGCGUUGUACUUGUCAUUCUGAUUGUUGCUGUUGUUGUUCUGGCAGUGCUGGUACUUAAAGCACAGCCCCAAUUCAUGGCCUGGUGCCCGGACAGCUGGAUCGGAUACCGAGGGAAAUGCUACUAUUUCUCUGAGGCUGAAGAGAACUGGAACAACAGCCGGAGCAACUGCUCUGUACUUGGCGCUUCCCUGGCUGUGAUUGACAGCGAGCAGGACCUGGUUUUCAUGAUGCGAUACAAAGGCGCCUCCGAGCACUGGAUCGGCCUCAGGAGAGAGCAGGAGGAACAGCCCUGGAAAUGGGUGAAUGGCUCUGAUUUCAACAGCUUGUUCCCGAUAAGAGGAGGAGGUAACUGCGCGUACCUGAAUGACCACGGCGUCAGCGCUUCAAGGUGCAUCACCGAGAGACACUGGGUCUGCAACAAACCUGAUGCGUAUACAAGCCAGAAAAACGCGACGCAGAGGAUAAGGAGCUGACAAAGGCUCACAACGGGCUACUAGAGAAACUGCCUCUUGCACAACUCAUCUACAGCCAAGUUUAUAAACAAGGGCUGAGGAAUAAAAUAGCAAAAUUUGCACUGGACGCUGGAUUAUUAGGUUAAUUAAACUGAAAAACAACAGGAGGAACUUCAGCAGGAUCUGGCCACGUGAGAAGAACGGGCCACCCACCGGCAAAUGAAACAGUGUGACAAAUACACAGAGGGUCCAGUGGAGGAACAACUGAGGGUUGCUCAGCCAUCUUCCUAGCUACUAACAUCACCACAACAGCUCAGGAGAAGGAGCCAGGGUGACGUGCUGACCCCAUUAAAAUCUAUGCACAUUUUCCCAUUCAAUUCAGUGAGGCCAGCAUCUCACCCAGGGGUGUCAUCAUAGAUCACCCAGCGCUGACCUCGGCUGAGUGUGCAGCAGCUGAUGACAAAGCAAACGAGAUGUUGGGGUAUAUAAGGAACGCACGAGGUGACAAUACAGAAAAUGCUCGGAUGUCAUUAUAUGAAUCAAAGGGACACCCUGAUGGGGAACACUGUGUGCAGUACGGGUCACCCAUCUCCAAAAGGACACUGCAGAACUAGAGGAGGUUCAGACACCGGUAAGAAGAAUGAUGGGAGACCAGGUGGGACUUUCGUCAGAGAAUAAGGGGACGUGAACAAGGGAGAUUAGGGUGCUGCUAUUCAAUCCAUCUCUUGCUACAAGACCAAUGGGGCCGCAUAACAGAAUUGAAAAAUCAACAAAUUUGAAACUGAUCGAAGGACCAUGUUUUCCCACAACGCACAGUUAGCCUGCGGAACUCACUGCUACAGGGUGUGAUUGAAGCCAAGAGCUUGGCAGGAUUUAUUUUUAAAAGGACUGGGACAUUGGAUACUGUUGUUCACACAAGAGAGGAAAUGGACAGGAGUUUGGGAAGGGAUCCAAACCUUCCUUCUUCAGGGCAUGAACCACCAUCUAAGUAGUGAAGAUCAGGAGGAACCUUCUUCUGAAGCUGCUGGGGCGGGCCCCAAACGCACUACAGCUCUGAAUUAGUCUGGCAGUUACUAUGUAAAUUGCCUCUACCCAGUGACCUCAUCCUUUGAUAACCGAUGGCACUUCCUGAGCCAAAGACGAGUCCUGCUGCUUUUAGAAAUGAAUUGAGCCUUAGUUUUGCUUCCUGGGGCAGGACCCGGCUGGGCCGUGUGGAUUUUUGUCGAGCAGUGCGGCUGGAUAGCAGCAGAUCUCCAAGAUGUCCUGAACCGACCUUCCAGCCCUGGGGCUCCUUUUCAGUGGAGCAAUUUCCCAGCUGGAGCUGCCCAGUGCUUGGGAAGGAGCAUUUAAGAGCGUGCUCCUAGGCUGUAUGGAAUUGUAUCCACAUGGAAUUGCUUCGUUUGAUCUCAUUUAUCUUAUUUAUUAUUAGGAUGACAGUUCUCAAUAGCUGAUAAGUCGGCUGCUAGCUGCUAUUAAAACAACCUGCUCUCCUUCUCCAAAAGGGGGUGCGGACAGGGGGCUCUGACACUAUUAAUACAGCCCAAAGAAGUGGGAAACCGGCUUGACUGAACUCGGCCAGUUCUCUCCUGAUCAGAGCUUAAAUCCCUUGGACAAAUGACCCAACCAUGAAAACGCCAUAGGUCGCAGUGUCAGGAAUGUCUCCCAGCUGCGAUGCUACUUUUACACCCGUCCUGACUGGGCCAGUUUGAAACUGAUGUGAGGAGGAUUAGACAAAGCAGAGCAGCUAAAGGACUAAGGGAACGAUCUUGAUUUAAAAAUCCAUUUAAACCCAGGCUCGGUAAUUAAAAACAUAACACGAAUGCAGUCACAAAACCAAAACAGCCCCACACUCCACAUCCAGCAACUUGUCAGGAAAUCUUGUCACAGAUUGAAUCAGUCCCCGCCAGGGCCGCCCAGGGUGGGGGCAAGUGGGGCAAUUUGCCCUGGGCCCCGUGAGCAUCUCUUUCCUGGCUAGAGGCGCCUCACCCGGCGGCAGUCCAGGACUUCGGUGGCGGGGGGGGCCCUUCAAUUGCUCCGGGUCUGCAGCAGCAUUUUGGCUGCGGGGGGCCCUUCAGUGCUGCCGCAGACGCGGAGCGCCGCCCGGUGAGUACAAGCGCCGCAGUGGGUGGUGCCUUUUUUUAGGUCCGCUCCCCCGCUUUGCCCCAGGCCCCUGAAUCCUCGGGGUGGCUCUGGUCCCCGCCACUCCUCACCUCCCUUAAAGCAGCUGUUCCCCUCCACCCCCAAUGCCAGCUCACACCGAUGGGGCUUUGCAGCAUAGCCCAGUUUGAUUCAGCCUAUUUCACAGCUUGGGGGCGUGAAGGAGCGAAUUCCAGACACAAAGGAUGGAGGAAUAGCUGGACUUGAAGCAGCCCUGACUGAGGCAGAAGUAGAUGAGUGAUCCUAAGAGCAAUGGGGCUUAGGGGUUUUCCAUGUACUGCUGUCGGCACUGGAGUAGGAAACUCCCCAAAGGCCUGUAUGAAACUGCCACCCCCAAAUUCUCCAAGUCCCCAGAAGGCACAUGGUUUGGUAGCCUCCAAAAUUCCCGCACUAGCACCACAUCGACUAGUCUGGUGCGAAUCCCAUGGGCAAGAACCUGUUCCUUUUAAGACAGUUGAGUUACCAGAAGCCCAGUUCAGUCUCUGUUCUCAUCUGGCCCUGAUGCUUUAGUAGCUGAACGCCGCCCAGUCAUUAAGGGAUCUUCUCAUCAGAGCAGGUGGGGAGUCAGGGGCUGGGACUAGAUGACCUUUUGAGGUCCCUUCCAGGCCCACAAUUCUAUGACAUGUUAAUCUCAGUAACAAAGCACAAGGUGAAUUAAUUGACUUGCCUAAGAUCACAGAGGAAAUCUAAAACUGCGAAUUGCAUCCAAGUCUUCCUACUCCCCGUCUAAUGCCCGUUCCACUAGACCAUUCAGAAUGAAGCAGUGACUGUGCCUUGCUAAGGGUCACAAGAGACCCCUACAUUUUAAGAUGCCCCAUGACAAUUGACAAGGCAGCGGGGAAUCCUCAGACUGGCCCAGGGAACGACUUGUUACUCAUGACCUAGAAGAGAACAUAAACCAGCCACACAACAGUUUGCACAUGGAGCAAUGUACCAAGGCUCGUGGUGGAUUCUCCAUCACUGACAAUUUUUAAAUCAAGAUUGGAUGUUUUUUGAAAAGAUUUGCUCUAGGGCUUGUGAUGGGGGACGUUCUCUGGCCUAUGUUAUCCAGGAGGUCAGACAAGCUGAUCACAAUUGUCCCUUCUGGCCUUGCAAUCUAUGAACCUUAGUCCUGACUUAAAAUCUGAACUCCAGAGAACCUGGCUGUCUAGAGCCACACAACACAACUGCAUUAAACGUCUUAACGGUGGAAUUUUUAAAAGCACCACAGUUACUUGAGUUGUGCUGGAAAAUAGAGGUAGUUGGGUAUUUUUCGACAAGCUGUUUUUCACUGAAAAAUGCCAAGUUGUCAAAAAUUAGAUGGUUAGGAAAACAGGGUUGGUUUCACUGAAUCUCUUGACUCCAAAUUUAUUGGAGGAAAAAUAUUUUCAAGUUUUUUUUAAACAAAAUGUUUUGACAUAUUCAAACCAGAAUGUUUUGGGGCUUUUGAGCCGGAACAACGUUUUCAGGAAUGUUAAACGUGAAAAAAGUCACAAUCAAAACAUUUUUAAAUUAUCGAAGCCAACGGUUUCAUUGGAUGCAGAAUGAAUUUUUUGGUUCGGUUUAUUGACUCUUGACAAUUUUCUAGAGUUUGACUCUUCAUCUUGAUUUGGGACGGGAUAAAAUUUUGAAAUCUCCCAAAUUCUCAUGGAUGGGAAAGGAGUUUCCCACCUAGCUCCACUCCAAAGCCACACAGACGCUUUUGAAAAUCACAUCCUCUGGGCCCACUUGUGUAGAACGAAGCAUCUCCAAGCUCUGCCUAUACACCAGCUCAGCUGAGUCUCCAGGGUUGGCAACUCCUGCAAUUUUUUGGCACUGGAUUUGUUGCUUUUCGGCAAACCCCGGUUCUUGGAAUGAGCUGAUCUGAGAUCCUCCGCUUUCUGCUGUGUUAUUUUUUUAAGCAAGUUUCUAGCCCCCAGUUUCAUGGCGUAAAGCUUAAAAUUGUGACUCAAGUUCUCCUGAAAGACUCACAAACCAGAAGGCAACGAGAAAGAACCCAACAUUUUUAAAACACAUUUCAUUUCUUUCAUGAUUUUUGUACAUCUGGAGUUGACAGUAGUGGGUCUCGGGCUGUCAUAGACUUGUAGAUUCCAAGACCAGAAGGGAUCUCUGUGAGAAUCUCAGCUGACCUGUAUAACACAAGCCGUAGGACUGCCCUGGAUUAAUCCCUGUUCGAACCAGAGCAGAUCUUCUAGAAAAACAUCCAAUCUUGAUAUUAAAAAUUGCCCGUGAUGGAGAAUCCACCACGACCCUUUGUAAAUUGUUCCAAUGGUUAAUUAUCCUCAGUUAGAAAUUUACACUAUUUCUAGACAGAGUCUGUUACCUGUUUACAUGUAUUUAUUGCACUAUCUACUCGUUUGAUUACAAGGUGUAAGAAGUAGGUAACAAGCUUACUAGUAUGCAAAUGUUAGUUAGUGUUCAUAUCCUUUAUCUGUAGUCCUACAUGUGUCUUUGCCUCACUGUAUAUUCCUGGGUAUUUCCAUUAGUUGCCUCUUUGAAAUUAAAUACAAUUUAAUCCUCUUGUUCAAAAUGGACUGGGGAGUUGUGAAUAAAGCAGAUUUCACUGUCA